AAGGAUGUGGGGAUGUCGGAGUCUAUAUCAGGAAAACUAGGUGUGAGGUUGGAACAAACCCUGGAUGAAACAAAAGUUCACAGCAGUGCACCUUACACACAAAUAUUCACACACUCAAUCGCUUUUUCAGUCUGCCUACAUGGAUGUUUGGAAGGUGGGAGAAAACUGGAGAACCCUGAGGAAACCUGCGUGAACAUGGGGCAAAUAUGCACAUAACCUUUGUACAAACGGUCACACAAACUCAUUGAGUUAGUGGGUUACCAUGCUUACCUUGUACCCCUGGGGUUGGGGGUUCGAAUCCUGCCUCGACCUUGUGUGUGUGGAGUUUGCAGUCUCCAAAUGCAUCAGGCGCUUCCUCUGGGUGGGGGUAAUGUAGCAGUAUGGAAAAUGGAUGGAAGGAUGGAUUAAUUUGAAAGUGGUUCGUGGUCGGUGUUAUUUUGUUGCUGUAGGAAUUUAUUUAUAUAACUAUAAUAACAACAACUACAGCAACUUGUGAAAGCGUUAAAAAAUAAUCCUAAAAUAAUCGCAGGCUUCUUGGUUUCUUGCCUGAGAUGCACACUACAUAGUGUACACUACAUAUAGUACAGCUGAGUGCGGAACCUUUGUGUUCGUGUCUUGUUUCUGGGGGACUACUGUACGCGUUGCGACCGUGCUUCUGUUUUUUUUUUUUUUCCUCUUCCUCCUCCUCUUUAAGUCGUGUGACGGCGUCUCUGGUUUGGAGUAUUUACGCCACUCCGCUUUUAUUGAAUGUUAUAUUUUGUUUUAUAUUUUUAGAUAAAGACUCGGAUACAGAGAGCGAGACAAUUAUCCGUCCAAGGUUUUUGACCAAAGAUGUGAUGAGUUAAAGGUAACAGUAUUUUUACGCGUGAAGAAGAGCGGCUGCUGCUGUCGGGGGGGAAAAGACCCGACCCAAGUGAUUAUUAUUAUUAUUAUUAUUAUUAUUUUUAAACCGGACAUUAAAAGAUGAUGUUUGGGCAUGACUACUGAGCAUUGUAUUAAAAACAAACAAACAAACAAAAAACCAAAGCGUGGAUAGCUGGAAUAGCGUUAUUGAUGUAGAGCAGAAACGACCGUUCGUGUACAUAGCGUUUAUUUCUGUCAGUUUCGUAACUAAGUGAGUGGGUGAGACUUAUUGAACUGAGAGAUUCCGACGUGUAAUUUGGUACUUCUUCAUUUGUGGCUGGUUUAAAUCAGGAAGAACAGAGCAACAUUGUUACUGAGGAAUCCAGACAGUUUUUUGGGGGUGGUUAAAUGUUAAAAAUGAGAUUUUUUUAACCCUUAGGAAUAUACCCAGCUCUUAAGAAUAUCCUGUUUUAGUUUGUUUCCUAUAUAAUGAUCUGUACUGCAUGGAAAAUGCACACUGACCCAACGACAUGUCAAGUCGUAGUCGACAUCCUGCUGAGGGUUUCGCUGUAUUAAUUGUCCUCAGUUCAGAAUAAAAGAUGUCCCUUUCAGAGCAAGCCUAGUUUUCCAGCUUACCUCAUUCACAAGGCGUUUCUCGGUACCGUGAAGAACUUAAGGGACUGUUAGAGUCAGAGCUGUCCCUGCUAUCCGGACUACUCCAGAGGACUCGCAGGACAUCGAUCCACUUUCAAUCAUGCGCCUGUCCCCUUUCCUUGCCGUCUUCCGGCCAGCCCUGCCUCUCAUCCUGGGCUUGUCGUUGGGAUGCAGUCUCAGCCUGCUUAUGGUGUCCUGGACGCAGGGGGACACGGACGAGGUCUGCAGCGAUCAGCUGCGUCUUGGACUACUUCCGGGCGCCCGUGUCGGAGAACCCGAGAGAGUGGAAGGAGGGGACAGGAGCGAGGAUUUCCAACCUCGCAUUGUACCCUAUAACAAGGACCCGAGCAAGCCACAUAAGAAAGUGCUCAGGACCCGUUAUAUCCACACAGAACUUGGCAUUCGUGAGCGCCUCCUGGUGGGCAUCCUGACCUCGCGCGCCACCCUUAACACGCUGGCCGUGGCGGUGAACCGUACCGUGGCCCACCGCUUCCACCGCACCUUUUUCUUCACCGGCCUCCGCGCCACCAAGCUGCCCCACGGCAUGACCGUGGUCGCUCACGGUGACGACCGACCCGUCUGGCUCAUGUACGAAACCAUCCGUCACCUGCAUCAGCACCACGGCAACGAAUACGACUGGUUCUAUCUGGCCCAGGACGACACAUACACACAGGCAGAGCGCAUCAUGAACCUAGUGGGGCAUUUGAGCGCGGGACAGGAUCUCUACAUGGGCCGCGCAGAAGAGUUUAUCGGCGGUGAAGAGCGAGCUCGCUACUGCCACGGCGGGUACGGCUACCUGUUGUCACGGAGCCUGCUGGCCCGGCUACAGCCACACCUCGACGCUUGCCGCAACGACAUCCUCAGCGUCAGGCCUGACGAGUGGCUGGGCCGCUGCAUUAUCGACUACCUGGGACUGAGCUGCAUGGAAAAGCACCAGGAGAUGACCUACUAUUACUUUGAGCUGCAGAAAAACGCAGACCCUGAUCGCGAGGACAGCACGCAGUUCAAGAACGCCUUCACCGUGCACCCAGUCUCAGAGCCGGCGCUCAUGUAUCGCUUACAUAAACGCUACAGCCAGAUUGAACUGGACUGGACCUACACCCAAAUACAGCAGCUACAGGUUCAAAUCAACAAUCUGAGUGAGCUCACUCCAGAAGGCAAAGCAGGAGCCACCUGGCCCAUCGGGGUCAACCCGCCUUUCCGUCCCAAGACACGAUUUGAAGUAAUCAACUGGGAGUAUUUCACAGAAGAGCACAUCUACUCCUGCGCCGACAGCUCCCCGAAGUGCGAGCUCCGUGGAGCAGACCGUGCAGACGUCGACUCCAUUUUGGAGACCGCCGUGGAGCGUUUAAACGAGCGCUAUCAACCACAGCUGCGUUUCCGGAAGCAGCGUUUGUUGAACGGCUACCGCCGCUUUGACCCCACACGUGGUAUGGAGUAUAUACUGGAUCUGGCCCUACAGGCCUUCACGCAGAAAGGCCACAGUCAGGUGAUCGCCAAGCGCGUGGGCUUGCUAAGGCCUCUCAGCUCCAUAGAGAUCAUUCCAAUGCCCUAUGUAACUGAAGCAACGAGAGUGCAGGUCAUCCUUCCAGUGACUGCACGGGAUCAGGACUUUGUGGGAAACUUUCUGGACACGUACGUGAUGAACACUUUGGACACGCGGGACAAUGCUCUACUGACCUUCCUUUUUGUGUAUGACCCCUUCGAUGCACAGAGGGUCAGCCAGACCGACGUGUUUGCCAGUGUGAAAUCUAUGAUCAGCGAGGUGGAGAAGCGCUACAGCGACGUGAAGAUCCCGUGGAUCAGCGUCAAAACAGAGGUUCCGUCACAGGUCAAGCUGAUGGACAUCAUCUCCAAGAAGCAUCCAGUGGACACGCUUUUCUUCCUAGCCAGCGUGUGGACCGAGGUCACCGGCGACUUCCUGAACCGUUGCCGUAUGAACGCCAUCAGUAACUGGCAGGUCUUCUUCCCUGUUCAUUUCCAAGAGUACAGCCCAGCUCUAGUGUACCGCGACCAGCAACCUUCCGCGGCGUCGUCGUAUUCUUCCGAGGUGCUCCGAGACGGCCGCUUCGACCGGCACGCGUUCGACGAGGCCUGUUUUUACAACGCGGACUACAUGGCAACCCGUACCAAGAUGGCCAAUGACGUCAUGGACAAUGACGAGCUUCUGGAGAGCAUGGACGUUUACGAGAUUUUCGUGCGCUACUCCAGCUUACACGUCUUCCGGGCCGUGGAGCCGGCUCUGAUCCAGAAAUACGUACGGCGAGCCUGUAACCCCCGGUUCAGCGAAGACAUCUACCAUCGCUGUGUGCUGAGCAAUUUAGAAGGGCUGGCCUCACGCUCGCACUUAGCUAUGGCUCUGUUUGAACAAGAGCAGGCAAACAGCACCUAGGACAUGUUGCUGGAAAGGGAGGUAGCCCCGCCUCUCGGGAGUCUCAUUCUGCCAUUGUAUCUGGCCUUACUGAACAUUAGUCUGCAAACUGUGAAAACCAACCUUUAAUAAUUCCAUGAUGAACUUGUUGAACGUAUAUCCGAGAAUAUAGAAUGUGAGACCGUUUCAGUAAAGCAAAUCCACGUUAAACGACGACACUGAUUAAAGAUAUCUUAUUCA
This is a messenger RNA of Ictalurus furcatus (blue catfish), 4108 nucleotides long. It is a transcript of the gene chpf2, whose product is annotated as chondroitin polymerizing factor 2. Gene Ontology annotation, cellular component: Golgi cisterna membrane. The record is from RefSeq and is a predicted model, not a curated record. Bases 1598 to 3889 code for a protein of 763 amino acids. NCBI's taxonomy places the organism in Eukaryota, Metazoa, Chordata, Actinopteri, Siluriformes, Ictaluridae. Gene Ontology annotation, molecular function: glucuronosyl-N-acetylgalactosaminyl-proteoglycan 4-beta-N-acetylgalactosaminyltransferase activity. The transcript has 4 exons.